CGAAAUCCAUUGAAAAAAGAAAACCAUUCCAAUACUCACUCUCUCUCCGGUGUCUUCUCUGUUACGUCGUCGUUUCACAGCCACCGCCACAACCCUUCGACUUUCGAAAACCCUAACCCCACUCUCAUACUCCCUCUUUUUCAUUAUUUGAGAUUUCGAACUUCUACCAUCUUCCCCAAAGUUUGCUACCAUGGCUGGGUUGGCACCGGAAGGAUCACAAUUUGAUGCUCGUCAAUAUGAUGCUAAGAUGAAUGAGUUACUUGGAACUGAUGGACAAGAUUUUUUUACUUCUUAUGACGAAGUUUGCGAAAGUUUCGAUGCCAUGGGACUGCAGGAGAACCUUCUGAGGGGUAUUUAUGCAUAUGGUUUCGAGAAGCCCUCUGCCAUUCAGCAAAGGGGGAUUGUUCCUUUCUGCAAGGGGCUUGACGUAAUUCAGCAAGCACAAUCUGGAACUGGAAAAACUGCUACAUUUUGUUCUGGAAUUUUGCAGCAGCUUGAUUACAGCUUAGUGGAAUGCCAGGCUCUGGUUCUUGCUCCCACUCGGGAGCUUGCUCAACAAAUUGAGAAGGUCAUGCGAGCACUAGGGGACUAUCUUGGUGUCAAGGUUCAUGCUUGUGUUGGUGGGACCAGUGUUCGUGAAGAUCAACGCAUCCUCUCAAGUGGGGUUCAUGUUGUUGUUGGUACACCUGGUCGUGUAUUUGACAUGCUGCGUAGGCAAUCUUUGCGCCCUGAUAACAUCAAGAUGUUUGUAUUGGAUGAAGCAGAUGAGAUGCUCUCUCGAGGUUUCAAGGAUCAGAUCUAUGAUAUUUUUCAGCUGUUGCCACCUAAGAUCCAGGUUGGAGUUUUCUCUGCCACAAUGCCUCCUGAAGCCCUGGAAAUCACAAGGAAAUUUAUGAACAAACCUGUGAGGAUUCUGGUAAAACGUGAUGAGCUUACCUUGGAGGGAAUUAAGCAAUUUUUUGUCAAUGUAGAUAAGGAGGAAUGGAAGCUCGAGACACUAUGUGAUCUUUAUGAAACUUUGGCAAUCACUCAGAGUGUUAUCUUUGUGAACACCAGACGCAAGGUAGAUUGGCUCACAGACAAAAUGCGGGGUCGUGAUCACACAGUUUCAGCUACUCAUGGAGAUAUGGACCAAAACACAAGGGAUAUAAUUAUGCGGGAAUUCCGUUCUGGGUCCUCCCGUGUUCUUAUUACCACAGAUCUUUUGGCCCGUGGUAUUGAUGUCCAGCAAGUCUCACUUGUUAUAAAUUAUGAUCUGCCAACUCAGCCAGAGAACUAUCUUCAUCGAAUUGGUCGUAGUGGUCGGUUUGGGAGAAAGGGUGUUGCUAUCAAUUUUGUGACCAAGGAUGAUGAAAGGAUGCUGUUGGACAUCCAAAAGUUUUAUAAUGUUGUGAUCGAGGAGCUGCCAGCCAAUGUAGCUGAUCUCAUUUGAUUUGGUCUUUGCUUCAUUGGUAAUGCUUUAAUUAUGGAGGCCGCAGUCAUUAUUUUAUUGUCAUGGCCCAGGGCCUUUCUCUAGCAAGAUUUGAACUUAACCCCAAACCAGUGGAUUUGAAAUGGGCAUUUUGAUCUCUAAUUUUGGGUCUAGCAGAAUGCGUUGUCGCAAUUUUGUUUUGUUUGUUUGUAUCUGUCUUGCUAAAGAUUGUUGAUUGCCGGUUUCUCUGUGUUUUGUUUUAAUAUCUGUGAGGGUGGUUGUGUAAAUUUAAAACUUUUCUAUCUUUACGUUGGAAAUGUACUGGACUUGUUCUCAUUGUCA
Messenger RNA from Cajanus cajan (pigeon pea), 1753 nucleotides. RefSeq names its product eukaryotic initiation factor 4A-11. Gene Ontology annotation, molecular function: nucleic acid binding; ATP binding; RNA helicase activity. Lineage: Eukaryota; Viridiplantae; Streptophyta; Magnoliopsida; Fabales; Fabaceae. The record is from RefSeq and is a predicted model, not a curated record.